AUGCACCCCACUGGCAACGUGUUUAAUGUGAACUUCAGCACUCUCAUGUUGGUCUUGUGCUACAAUCAUCCGAUUCUGGUGGAAUGGUACGCUAUUCGAGAUAAUCGCACUAGGACUUUUGAAUUGGCCACGUGGAAUAAUGAUAAGGGUCUAAUUUUGAAGACGCGGAAGAGUUUAUACGACAGGAGGAACGACAUGUUUGGCGAAGCUCUACGCGUAGCUUCCGUGAAGGAGUCGGCAUUCUUCUUAUUGGAAAAUGACAAGAUUGGAGGAUUUCUUGGUUUGCUGCUGAUAGAGCUGAGCCAAGCGAUGAACUUCACCAUAGAGAUAUUGGACCCGGUGGACGAGUACGGCAGCUGGAGCUGGCAUGACAUGGCGUGGACUGGCGUGAUCGGUCAGUUAGUGACCGGUAAGGCUGAUAUUGGCGUUUCCGAAUUGACGAUAACGUCAAGCAGACUCUACGCCGUCGACUUCACGAUGCCGUUGAUACGCUUGCGAAAUCGCUUAUACUUUAAACAACCUAACGGUUUUAACGUACAAUGGUCCGGGUACUUUAAGAACGUUCAUUUUUAA
Molecule: messenger RNA, 573 nt
Organism: Pseudomyrmex gracilis
Lineage: Eukaryota; Metazoa; Arthropoda; Insecta; Hymenoptera; Formicidae
Product: glutamate receptor ionotropic, delta-2-like
Exons: 3
Coding region: 1-573 (190 amino acids)
Cellular component (GO): membrane
Molecular function (GO): glutamate-gated receptor activity
Source: RefSeq, a predicted model, not a curated record